This is a messenger RNA of Gekko japonicus, 871 nucleotides long. Its product is annotated as SCAN domain-containing protein 3-like. Bases 41 to 871 code for a protein of 276 amino acids. The transcript is spliced from 4 exons. The record is from RefSeq and is a predicted model, not a curated record. Lineage: Eukaryota; Metazoa; Chordata; Lepidosauria; Squamata; Gekkonidae.
AGCACAGCUCUGGAAGCAGGCCGGGAAUCCCCCGGAAGCGAUGUCAUGUGCAGGGACUGUGAGAUCCCUCUGCAGAGUAUCUCCACAUCAGGUAAAGGAGGAGCCAGAGGAGGGUCUGGCUGAGCAAUGGGAAGCCCAGUGGCAGGAAUUCCUCAUGACCGCAGAGUCACCUCUCUCAGACGGGGCAAUCCCACAGCUGCCAGAGAAGCCCACCCCGUGGGACAAUGCCAAGGCCUUCCUGGCCGCCUUCGAGCAAGUGGCUGAAGCCUGUCGGUGGCCUAGAGACGAGUGGGCGACCCGACUCCUGCCAGCCCUCAGCGGAGAGGUCGAGCAGGCCUUUAACAGCCUGGAGGCCCGAGACAAAGAGGACUAUGAAAAGGUGAAGGCGGCCAUCUUGCGAGGGGACACCAUCUGCAGAGAAAAGCUACGUCAACGCUUCCGGCAUUUCUGCUACCGGGAGGCCGAUGGGCCGCGGGGGACUUACGGCCAGCUCCAGGAGCUUUGCCGUCGGUGGCUGAAGGUCGAGAGGCACUCCAAGGAGCAGAUUCUGGAGCUCUUGAUCCUGGAGCGGUUCCUGACCAUCCUCCCACCAGAGAUCCAGAGGUGGGUCCGAGACCGUGGCCCAGAGACCUGCUUCCAGGCGGUGGCCCUGGCUGAGGAAUUCAUGCUGAGGCAGCCGCCGGUGCCCUUGGAAGAGAUGGCUGGGAGUGAGGCAGGCCAGGUUCCAUCUGAGAGUGUGCAGAGGCAUCCUUCGAUGGGCAUCAAGGAAGAGGAGGACGGAGAGACCAGCCUGCUUGACUUGGUUUGGUACAGUCUUUUUGGAAAGAUCAAAGCGCCUUUGAAUGGGCUUGUGCUUGUCCCACCGAUGUGA